AUGACUGAGCAAUCAGAUAUCGUUGAAUUACCAGCUAUACCGGCAGAUGCCCCUGAGUGGGUACGGGCUUUGCCUUCCAGCGGUCGUUUUGUCGAUCGUACUAAACUCUACGACAUAACCGGUCAUAUCCUGUUUGACUCAUUGUUAAACUCAAACGGCAUUCGACACUUCUUCUAUUUUAUGAAUAAUGAACAGAAUGUACAACGCGCACAACGAGCGUUUAACGGCAUUCUGACAACUCCACUUUCUCCUUCUCACGAGGAUUCAUUAGAUAACGACGAUUUAGAAGUUCGUGUUGCUUUUCACCUUGGAGAAGGUAUUUGUGGACACAAAGGCAUUGUUCAUGGCGGAUUGACGGCCACCAUGUUAGAUGAAGUCAGUGGUGCUGCUGCAUUUUCCUGUGUUGGACCUUGUUUUACCGCUAAUUUAACUAUUGAUUAUCUUAGACCAUUGAUGACACCAGCAUGGGUUCUCGUGCGUGCUCAUGUAGGUCGACACGAAGGUCGAAAAGUGUACAUACAUGGUACAGUGGAAAAUGGUGAAGGUGUUGUGUAUGCUAAGUCUGUAGGUUUAUUUAUUAAACCAAAAGUACCGGUGAAGGAGCAUGCUGAACAAAGUCAAACAAAAGCAUAA
Adineta ricciae is the source of this 633-nucleotide messenger RNA. The record is from the annotation of a GenBank genome assembly. Lineage: Eukaryota; Metazoa; Rotifera; Eurotatoria; Adinetida; Adinetidae.